Messenger RNA from Coregonus sp. 'balchen', 5313 nucleotides. Lineage: Eukaryota; Metazoa; Chordata; Actinopteri; Salmoniformes; Salmonidae. The record is from the annotation of a GenBank genome assembly.
GUCUUCUUCAUAGAGUCACUGUGUGACGACCCAGAGAUCAUCGCUGAGAACAUCAAAGUAUGUUUCUGUUUCUAUUAAGUGUACUGAUCUCGACUGUGAGUGUGUGUGUGUGUGUGUCCUGAUCUCUCGUGUGUGUGUGUGUGUGUGUGUGUGUGUGUGUGUGUGUGUGUGUGUGUGUGUGUGUGUGCGUACACAGCAAGUGAAGCUGAGUAGUCCAGACUACGUGGGUUGUGAUAAAGAGGAGGCGGUCGCUGACUUCCUCAAGAGGAUUGAGUGUUACAAAGUUACAUACAUAUCCCUGAACGAUGAGAAGGACAGGUAACACACACGCAUACACACACACACACACACACACCCAAACACACACAACGGGUAUCUAGUGAACCAUGUGCAGGACUCUGACACCUCUCUCCCCCUCCUCUUUCUCUCCUCUCCUCCCCUCUAGGAGUUUGUCAUAUAUAAAGAUCUUCAACGUAGGCAGCCGGUAUCUAGUGGAUCGUGUGAAGGAAUCUAACACCUCUCUCUCUGCCCCCCUCCCUCCCCGCUCCCCUCCCUCCCUCCCCCAUCUCUUUAUCUCCCUCCUCCCCUCCCUCUCCCUUCUCUCUCCCCCCCACUCGCAUCCUCUCUCCCCUCUUCUAGGAGUCUGUCAUAUAUAAAGAUAUUUAAUGUGGGCAGCAGGUAUCUAGUGAACCGUGUGCAGGACCACAUCCAGAGUCGUAUUGUUUAUUACCUGAUGAACAUCCAUGUAGCACCACGUUCCAUCUACCUGACCCGCCACGGAGAGAGUGAACUUAACCUGGUGGGACGCAUCGGAGGAGACUCUGGCCUGGGCCCACGCGGUAACAAGGUAGGAGACUGGUCUCUCCCCAGGAGGAACCAAGGUAGGAGACUGGUCUGUCCCCAGGAGUAAACAAGGUAGGAGUCUGGGGUCUGUCCCGAGGAGGAAAUAAGGCCGGAGACUCUGGUCUGUCCCAAGGAGGAAACAAGGUAAGAGACUGGGGUCUGUCCCCAGGAGUAAACAAGGUAGGAGUCUGGGGUCUGUCCCCAGGAGGAAAUAAGGCCGGAGACUGGUCUGUCCCUAGGAGGAAACAAGGUAGGAUACAAGUAAGGACCUUGUCUGUCAGCCCUGCAUUAAAGAUCAAAAUUAGCUAAAGAAAAUUGUGAUAAAUAAAAAAAGUAUACCAGUUUUAUUUAAGGACCAAAGAAUGGACAGCUGUGCCAUACAGAUUGCAGAAUAGUUUGGAAGACCUUUUCGAUGUACCGAUUCCAUGGCACAUGUUUUAUGAACUGAUACACAAAACAACACUGGAUUCAAAACUUAGAGUUUUUCAAUUUAAAUUAUUAUACAAAAUUCUUGCAACCAAUAGAAUGUUAUAUAUGUAUAUAUAUAUGGGGGAUACCACCAUCCCAGCUCUGCAGAUUUUGCUACGAAGAGACAGAAUCAUUUGUUUUGGUACUGUCCAUAUGUAGCUUGUUUUUGGUCGCAGGGUCAGGAAUGGCUGAAGAAUUGCAACAUUUACCUGGAGCUAACUCUGCAAAGAGCACUGUUGGGUGAUUUUAAAAAGUCAUAGUCAAUCGAUCAAUAAUAUAAUAAUACUCUUAGCAAAACAUGUUAUCUUUUAUUUACAAUCAGUAGAAUCUAUGAGAAUAGAAAGGUUCAUAACUUUUGUGAAACUUCACAGCACAGUUGAAAAAUAUACGGCAAAUAGAAAUCAAAACUGGAUGGUGUUCAGAGAUAGAUGGGAGGAGUUGAGUGGAGCUGAAGGAUGGGACCAAAAUCUAACAAAAUAUAACUAUUGUAAAAUAUUCUGUGUCCGUCAUAUGUAUAUAGUAUGUAUAAUUGGAAGUAGAAGCCUAAGUGUUGUUGUCCAUUAGUUUACUCCAAUUAGGGGAGAGAUGAUAGGGUUAGGGGAAAAUAAUAAAGACAAAUAUAUUUUGUUUAGUUUGCCAGUGCUCUAGGAGGGUACAUGCGUAGCCAGUGUAUCAAAGGUCUAAAGGUGUGUGUAUUUUGUUAGUGCUCUAGGACAGGGUUUCCCAACCCUCUCCUUGGGCUCCCCCAGCCAUUUCACAUUUUUGUUUUAACCCUAAACUGGCACACCUGAUUCAAUUAGUCAAAGGCUUGAUGAUUAGUUGACUAAUUGAAUCAGGUGUGCAAGUUUAGGGUUAAAACAAAAAUGUGAAACGUCUGGGCCCGAGGAGAGGGUUGGGAAACCCUGCUCUAGGAGGGUACAUGCGUAACCAGUGUAUCAGAGAUCUAAAGGUGUGUGUGUGUAUGCAUACGUGUGUGUGUGUGUGUGUGUGUAGUUUUCCAGUGUUCUAGGAGUGUACAUGCGUAACCAGCAGUGGAGGCUCCUCAGAGGAGGAAGGGGAGGACCAUCCUCCUCCAGUGAAUUUCAUAAAAAUGAGAAUUUUCAAUCAUUUAAAAAGUCUCCCUUUUUAGAUAAAACUAUACUAAAUAUAUUCACAUCACCAAAUAAUUGAUAAAAAAUACUGUUUUGUAAUGAAGUUCUACAGUAGCCUCAACCGCACUCUGUAGGGUAGCACCAUAGUAUAGCCGGAGGACAGCUGGUUUCCGUCCUCCUCUGGGUACAUUGACUUCAAUACAAAACCUAAGAGGCUCAUGGUUCUCACCCCCUUCCAUAGACUUACACAGUAAUUAUGAAAACUUCCGGAGGACAUCCUUCAACCUAUCAGAGCUCUUGCAGCAUGAACUGACAUGUUGUCCACCCAAUCAAAGGAUCAGAUAAUGCAUCUAGUACUGAAUGCAUAAGCUACAGCUAGCUAGCACUGCAGUCAAACAGUUUUUAAACAAAUUAAUUUCUUUAAAACUGAAUCAGAAGCAAGCGAGAGCGAGAGAGUGAGCUAGCCAUAUUUUGUUGUAUAUUUUUUUUUCACUUAGCCUACUCAAACACCUGGCUCAAACAGAGAGGGAUGCUAUGUUAGCUAGCUGGCUAUGGCUAACCAACACUGGAACUCUUCCAAGUCAAGAUACGUUUUUGGUUGUAUAAAUGUAUUGCCACCGGGGCCCGCCAGUGUAACUGCUAAACUGUACACUGUACUGAAUGAUUGUAUUGGGUUUACUAACUCGUUAAUUCUAGUUGUUAUGUUGACUAGCUAUGAUGUUAGCUAAUAUGGUGACAACGCUGUAGGCUGUGUGUAGUGGUUAUGAUAUGAAGGUUUGGCUUAGAAAGUAUUUUUCACCUGGUCACAGACAGAUGAUGUCUUGUGCACAAAAGUCCACAAGCGAAGGGAGAAGGUGAGUGGAGGAGCGCGCGUAGAUGCGAGAAGGAAUUCUACAACGAGCAAAAUGAUCAUGCUGUUUGUAUGUGGCUGGUAUGAAAGUGAACUGUUUUCUGAUGAAAAACAUUUCUUAAAUGGAAGCAAAGGGAACAAAACAGGGAUAAACAUACCUGAAUUUGUCCAAUUGAAACUCUUGUUUGCAAUUAUUGGACUAAUGAUUGUACCCUAGAUCAGAUAGAUGCAGGCAAGAGUGUGCAAGGCGGUGUUGAAUGUAUAACUGUCUGUCAACUUGUUUACUCAAAUGUUUCUCUCGACCUAGGUUGUAGCAACUUCAUGAUAGAUAUAGGGAAAAUUUGAGUAUCAUGUUUGAGUAUCAUAAUACAAUCGAUGUUACAUUGAGCUGGGUGAAUGGAAUAUGAAUGACAGUCAUCCAACAUGCUGUAAUGGAAAUAAAGCCAUGCUCAUUAAACAUCACCGACCGCCAUUGGUAACUAGUGUAUUAGAGACCUGAAAAUGUAUCAAAGUCCAAUCAAAAUCAAAUAGGGGGUGUACAUGUGCUUAUUUUUGUCCUGUUUCACACAGGUGUAAACUAUAAAAGUGUGUGGUGUUAAAUGGAAAUGUGUUUUUUGCAUAUACCACUCACCCUGAGACACCCUCAGAGAGUGGGGUCACAGCCGGGGAUCAGCAAUUGACGGCUCUGUAGCAAUUAGAGCUAAGUGCCUUGCUCAAGGGCAGAUCAACAGAUUUUUAAUCUAGACAGAUUUUUCACCAUUUAGGGUUAAAUCAAAAAUGACUGGGGUGGGCCGAGGAGAGGAUUGGGAAACCCUGCUCUAGGAGCGUACCUGCGUAACUAGUGUAUCAGAGAUCUAAAGUGUGUGUGUGUAUGUGUGUGUGUGUGCAUGCAUGUAGUUUGCCAGUGCUCUAGGAGGGUACAUGCGUAGCCAGUGUAUCAGAGAUUUGAAGGUGUGGACCAGCCAUAUGAAGAGAACCAUCCAGACAGCUGAGGGUCUGGGAGUCCCCUACGAACAGUGGAAGGCCCUAAACGAGAUAGACGCAGUAAGUGUGUCUGUGUCUAUGUGUGUGUGUGUGUCUUUUUGUGUGUGUGUGUGUGUGUGUGUGUGUCUGUGUAUACUGCCCUAUCAAGCAAAAGAGCAGUAACUGCUCAUAGUGAAACUGAGAAAAUACUUCAAAGUUGUUUUAUUGUCUAGCCAAAUGAAUUGUAGGCAGAUUAUUGGAGGUGGUUAUCUUAUCUUACUAUGAGGUUAUUUUUUUAUUCAUAUUAACCCUGACCUCUGACAUGACAUUUGACCCUAGACGGCAGUUACUGCCUUCUUGCUUGGUACACCCACUGGAAUACGUUUCCAUGACGAACUUGUGUUAAUAUAUGGCUGUCAGUGUCAUAUAGUUUAAUACUUGUAUCAGCAAAGAACAAUAGGUAAACCGUAGACACUGCAGCCCAAAGCUCAGUGAAACCAAGGUAAAAAGGCAGUAAAUGACAUGAGUGAUGGCAGUUAAUAACUUUUUCCUUUGUUUCACAGUAACUUUUUGCAGUAACUACAAACAGGAUCCCCCUUUUCUCCAUAACACAACACAAUGGAGGCAGGACAUUUGUAUUUUAAUACAAAUGUAUUUUAAUGUAUAAAAAAUGUCAACUCAUUUUUGACCAAAUGUGCAGUUACUGCUCUUUUGCUUGGUAGGGCAGUAUAACCCUCUCCUCUGUCUUGUCUGUCAGGUUGUGUGUGUGUGUGUGUGUGUGUGUGUGAGAGAGAGACCCGCUCCUCUGUCCUGUGUGUCAGGGUGUGUGUGUAUGUAACCUCUCUGUCCUAUGUGUCAGGGUGUGUGGGUGUGACUCUCUCCUAUGUCCUGUGUGCCAGGGUGUGUGUGUGUGUGUGUGUGUGUAACCUCUCUGUCCUGUGUGUGUGUGUGUGUGUGUGUGUGUGUGUGUAAUCUCUCUGUCCUGCAUAUCAGGGUGUAUGUGAGGAGAUGACCUAUGAGGAGAUCCAGGACCACUACCCAGAAGAGUUUGCACUGAGAGACCAAAACAAGUACCGCUACCGCUACCCCAAGGGAGAG